Messenger RNA from Chelonus insularis, 2283 nucleotides. Its product is annotated as elongation of very long chain fatty acids protein AAEL008004-like. NCBI's taxonomy places the organism in Eukaryota, Metazoa, Arthropoda, Insecta, Hymenoptera, Braconidae. The record is from RefSeq and is a predicted model, not a curated record. Gene Ontology annotation, molecular function: fatty acid elongase activity. The transcript has 5 exons. The coding region runs from base 671 to 1582 and encodes 303 amino acids. Gene Ontology annotation, biological process: fatty acid elongation, saturated fatty acid; sphingolipid biosynthetic process; fatty acid elongation, polyunsaturated fatty acid. Gene Ontology annotation, cellular component: endoplasmic reticulum membrane.
GCCAAGAGUUUGCGGCGCCUCCGACUAUUCUUGCUGCAGCAAUCGUUAGUGGUCCAAUGUGUCUGUAAAAUUGUGCCAUUUUGUACAUUGUAUAGACCCAUCGAGUGUUCAACUGUAAUUACACUCCUCAUUUAAAAAAUAUUACGGAAAAUUCAUUUGACAGUUACCUACUACGUGCCUAGAUAAAUACUGGAAUUUCGCUAUUGAUUUAUGAGUGCACAUAGCAGGAAGAGAAUUGCUUUUAUUUUGUGAAACAGAGGAGGAGUCGGAAGUUACAGAAGAGGGAGUAAAAGAAGUGAUCGCUGUUCAUCAUCAUAUACGAUUGACGAUGAAGUCUUUCAAAGUAGAACUUUAAGAGAAAGGUGACGUUGAUUUUACAUCAAGACUAACAGGAUUUAUACAUCAAUAGCUCUUUUGUCACCUCAAGUCUAUAACUCUGUUUUCUAUAUCUUGUGAUAACAAUCGUGAUUUUUUAUUUUUUGCCUUUAUUGAAAAAAAAAAGCAAAUAUUUGUCAAUUAUUACCGGUAAUUAGGUAAUAUUAAUUCAUGGAGCAAUCAAGUGAUAAAAAAUUAAUUAAAAAACAAUCAAUUUAUUAAUCUUGUUAUCUUAUCGUUUGUGUGACGUGCUGUGACAUUUUUCCCAUAUUGCAGCAUUAAUUAUUAAGAAGGAAUGGCGUCAGCAGCAGCAGAGUUAGUGGCCGAGCGUGAAAAGGAGCCAUUGAUGGAGUUGCAGGAUGUAAACAGAACCUUUGUGGGGGCAGAAAGCCUUGUUAGAAUGGCCUUGGACCAAUACACAGAGAUCCUGCAAACUGCGUCAGAUCCUCGGGUCAAUGACUGGCCUUUGAUGGAUUCACCUGUUCCGACCUUCCUCAUUGUCUUGAUGUAUCUUUAUGGAGUAGUCAUUCUUGGACCAAGGCUGAUGUUAAAUAAAAAGCCCUUUCGUCUUAGGAAUGUUCUUGUUGUCUACAAUGCUUUUCAAGUCAUUUUUUCGUUAGGAAUGCUUUAUGAACACCUUAUGUCUGGUUGGUUAUUAGACUAUAGUUACAAAUGCCAACCAGUCGACUACUCACACAAUCCUACUGCCAUGCGGAUGGCCAAUUUAUGUUGGUGGUACUUUAUCAGUAAAUUCACGGAAUUCGCUGACACGAUUUUCUUCGUGCUGCGCAAGAAAGACAGUCAAGUGACAUUCCUACAUCUAUAUCAUCACUCGCUGACCCCGCUAGAGACGUGGAUUUGCGUCAAAUUUAUUGCUGGUGGCCACGGCACCCUUGGCAAUCUCAUUAACAAUGCAGUACACGUAGUUAUGUACGCUUAUUACAUGCUAUCUGCCAUGGGACCUGAGUACCAAAAAUAUUUAUGGUGGAAAAAACACUUGACCACCGUGCAAUUGGUUCAAUUCUUCCUGGUAUUUGUUCACAGUGCACAAGCUCUUGUAUUUGAUUGCGGAUAUCCCAAACUUGUUGCUGCUCUACUUCUCCUUCAUUCCACAAUAUUUUUCGUCUUAUUCUACGAUUUCUAUCGUCGUGCCUAUCGCAGAGAAACUGCCAGACUAGCCAAACAAAAAGAAAUCAAAAGCGAGUAAAGGAAAUAGUUCUAAACGAGAAUAAAAAACAGAAAUAAUUUAAAAAUAUAAUGUAAAAAUUAAAGUGAUAGCAACAACAUGAUAGAACUUGCCAAGAUAUUAUAAUAUAUUGUAUAAUUUUAAAAAUUUAUUUUUCACCAUCAAUUUUGUUGUUUCUUAUUCGUACAAGAUGCAUAAAAUUCAUUGAAAUAAGCUGCAAUGAAUAGAGAUAUGCUUAAAAAUAAUAUAAAUAAUUAUAUUUAAUAUAAUUAAGAUUAUAUCUCUUUAUUAAAUGAAUGAAUAAUGAAAAACUUAAAAAUAUAAUUAAAAAUUACGAUGACAACUUUUUUAAGAAGAUUUGAAAUGUUUGUAAGUAUAUAGAUAUUUUAUAAGAAAAUUUAAGCGAUAGGUACGAUUGUAAAUAUGUAAGAGUAAUAUAAUUUUGAAUUUUUGUAUAUUACUGAUCAAAUGCAGUAAAAAAAUAUUGAUAUAAAUGUAUAUUGAAAAAAUAUUCAAUUAAGUUUAAUAAAUAAGAAAUUUCUGUAAGAAUUUAAUGCUUUCAAAUCACAGCAGUGCAGUAAUUGCAUUGCGCAGAAAAGAAAAAAUAUUGCAUUUUAGUGAAUAAAAUGGUACUAUAAAAUCAAUGUGGUCCUAUCAGCUAUAAAGCUGAAUAACUAAUAAACAAUGACAAUAAAGCAUUAUGACAUAUAUAAGAAUAAAAA